UUCACUGCUCGAAAUUACGAUGCAUUAAACUAAUUUCUCCAGUCUGCAGUCUGAAAGUGAAUCCUGAACGUUACCACCGAAUUUCCGCAUCACAUUUAGCAUUUGAAAUGCUUUGCUGGGCUGUUGAGGAUAAAAAUUUAUUAUCGCGCUUCCCCAGUAUAUAUGCAAAAACGGAAUCCGUUAAAGAGUUAAUGUUGAAAUCGAGUAUACCCAUUUAUCAUGCCACAUCAUAUCUCGAGAAUCGCAUCUUCGAUCAUCGUCUGGUCAAAGACAACCUGCUGGACAAGUGGCCCACCGAAAACAGCACCGUGCACGAGUACAUUGAGCGCAAGGACCACAGGAAUCUGGCAGAGUCAUAUCCAUGGAGUACGGCUGGUGCGCCGCCUUGCAUGGAGCCUGUCUCGGGACCGUCGGUGCCACCGCGUGUUGGCAUAUCUUAUCAGACCAAUCAUCCGCAUCCAUGGCGACCGACAUUGGCGUACGAAAUGAUUGAGGUCAAGAACUUAGCUGAGCAACCAGUAACCAAUCAGUUAGUUAAGCCGUGCUUUUCACCCUCCGGCAUGACUACAGAGCCCAUGAACUUUCCCAACUUAGUGACGGGUUUCGAACGCAAUCCACAGCAUGCUGCGCGUGCGGCGCUCUUCACACGCUACACCAACAACGAAUGGGUUAAUAGCAAUCUUACCAAAUAUGCCGAAUCCAAUAUAAAUCGUAAUCAAUCGGAGCGCUUGCGUAACGAUGCCGUGCGUUUAAUGCGCGAAACCGAUGAGAAGACUUCGCAAGGGCAGCGUGAUGCCGGACGGCGUUUAGGUGAACGCAUAACGGACGUAACAUUCUGGCGCAACGAGUUGAAUACCGAGCUGGAUAAAUUGGUUUCGGAAUCUGCGGCGAUUUCCGACCUAAAGCGCCGUUGCGGCAAAGCCAUGUUGGACUUAGAGGCGCCUCUGCAUAUAGCGCAGGAGUGUUUGUAUCAUCGUGAGGCGCGUGCGGGUGUGGAGAAGGUGCAUGACACGGCUGAGAAGGCACUGCUGUUAGAGAUCGAUAAUAUAAGAAAUUCGCGCGAUAAGCUCAAGGAACUACAUGAAAAGAUCACAAGACAAGCUAAUGACUGCCGUGCCGCUCAGCACUUGCUGGAGGAAGAUGUCGCGCACAAAGAGUCAACACUAGGUAUUGACUCCGUUUGCCACCAGUUGAAUAAUUAUAGCCGUGGUAUCACGUACUAUGGCGGCAUUGAAAAAUACGAUCCGAGCAUAAGCACACAAGAAUCGUGGGCUGAGGCGAGCAGUCAACGCGUUAGCAGAUCUCAAGCCGAGCGCGCCAAGCUCUCUCAACUACGCAGCGAUGCCGAAACUAUUGUUAAUGCCAUCGCUCAAUCCGUCUGGGAUCAUUGGAGUAACACGAAUAAUGCUUUGGAUCGUCGUGCACAAGAGAUGAACGAGUCCAAGAAUAAGAUACAGUUACAUUUGCAUAAGGUGCAACAGGAAUUAUUCGAUCUGGAAAAGCACAUUUUCUUAAUACAAAAAGCGAUACAAGAUAAAUCGAAUCCUUUGAAGGUCGCACAAACGCGUUUGGAAGCGCGUUCACAUCGCGAAGGCGUGGAGCUAUGCAAGGACUGGGCUCAAUUGCGGCUGGUACAAGAAGUACAAGACAUACAAGAUACCGUUAAAAAUCUGCAUCACAAGUUGCAGGAAGCUGAGGCUCAGCACCAGAACUUACUAAAAACCCGUUCCACACUCGAGGCGGACUUGCGACGCAAAGUGAAUGCCUUGUUUAUAGAUCGUGAAAAGUGUAUGGGACUUAGACGCUCGUUCCCCGUAAAUAAUUUGAUAAAAUAUUAAAUUGUAAAUGUUGGAAAAAUUGUUAGUUUGUAAAUGCAAGUGAAUAAGUGGAAAAUUCGAGGUAGUUAAGAAAGCACAUAAAAAAGUGCUGGUCCAUUUAUGUCAAUUAAAAUUAAUAGUAAUUAUUUGCGAAAGAUAA
Messenger RNA from Bactrocera dorsalis (oriental fruit fly), 1977 nucleotides. RefSeq names its product tektin-3. The coding region runs from base 108 to 1838 and encodes 576 amino acids. Gene Ontology annotation, cellular component: microtubule cytoskeleton; nucleus. The record is from RefSeq and is a predicted model, not a curated record. The transcript has 8 exons. Lineage: Eukaryota; Metazoa; Arthropoda; Insecta; Diptera; Tephritidae. Gene Ontology annotation, biological process: cilium assembly; cilium movement involved in cell motility.